AUGCUGGAUGCUCUUGUGAGCCAAUAUGGGCUUGAUGAACAUAUCCAUGAGCUGGCCUCGUGUUUCUUUCAACGAAACCUUGCUCUUGAGGAGACAUACUGCGUUCCAUGGAUGCAGAAACGGAGUACUACAAGCGAAGAAACUAGCGAGGAAUGGAGCAUUCGUCAGACUGGAUUAUAUCACCAAAGACGACUGGAUGGCUCAAAAAACGUGUUCAUUUUGCUACACCCACUCCCAAACUCAGCGUUACAGACGUCCGUAGAGCGUUAUGUGGAUGACAAUGCCGGACGGUUUGCUGCUAGCCCAAUGUGGUUGCAUGGCCUGCUCUUUGAUACAUAUUUUCCAGCUUGGCGGCAUUACAGUCUUUCUUUGGAGCGAAAAUUCUUACCCAUAGUGAACCUCACAUGGGCCACCUUCAUUGAAGAAAACCUGCCCGUCGACCACGAAACACUCAGAACGUUCGCGAGUCUUCGCAAUCAAUUCCUGCAGAUCCCGUCUAUCCUAUCCCAAUCCGCAGAUGUCUUGCAAGAGAUAACUGCAACGCUGGUCGAUCUGAAAACAACCCAGCCAGCAGCAUCAGAACACUGCCAACAUAUCUCCUCCCAGGCCAACAAUUACCGAACACAGUGUGCGACUCUCACCAAGACAGCUUCAUACCUUCAGCAGCGGGCGGAGGUGAUGGCAGGCUUUUUGGCAGGGACGUUGUCUCUCCGGGAUCAACUCGUUUCAAAGCAGCAGAACAACAGUAUGGUCCGGUUGAACAAAUCCGCCGUCUUCAUAACGGCUUUAACAUUGCUAUAUCUGCCUUCGUCGUGGCUGGCUACAUUCUUCGGCAUGAACUUCUUCGUCAUGAACCAAGAUAGCCAUCGACUAGUCGGCUCGCCCAUGAUCUGGAUAUAUGCUCUCUCUGCAGCCGUCCUCACAGCGGGCACCAUGUUAUUUUAUUAUGUAUUGAUACAGUACGAGGGGCAGUUCUUCAGUGGACUGUCGCCAAAACCGCAGCUCGGUGCCCCGGAGAAAAUCACCCGCCUUGAAGGGUUGAAGAGAAUGUUGACUAAGUCAAUGACGGGGGCUAUCUAUGACGAGUCGAAAGAGAUGAUGGUGUAG
This is a messenger RNA of Hyaloscypha bicolor E, 1107 nucleotides long. RefSeq lists its product as uncharacterized. Gene Ontology annotation, biological process: metal ion transport; transmembrane transport. The coding region runs from base 1 to 1107 and encodes 368 amino acids. The transcript has 4 exons. NCBI's taxonomy places the organism in Eukaryota, Fungi, Ascomycota, Leotiomycetes, Helotiales, Hyaloscyphaceae. Gene Ontology annotation, cellular component: membrane. The record is from RefSeq and is a predicted model, not a curated record. Gene Ontology annotation, molecular function: metal ion transmembrane transporter activity.